UGCGUCGCGACUGUGAAAGCCUCAGGUCUUCAGCUCGAAGGAGGCAAUCGGAUUGAAAGGAUUUCCGUGCACGAGUCGAGAUCGAACCAUUGGUCAGAGAUGCAAGUACCUCGGGUCAAGCUCCUCAUGGGCUCGGGAGCCAUGUUCGUCUUUGCCAUCAUCUAUGGCUGGGUUAUCUUUCCCAAAAUUCUCAAGUUUAUGAUAUCGAAGCAAGUAACUCUAAAGCCCGGAUCGGAUGUUCGGGAACUCUGGUCCAAUACUCCAUUCCCCCUGCAUUUCUAUAUCUACGUUUUCAACGUUACCAAUCCGGAUGAGGUAUCCGAAGGAGCUAAGCCACGGCUACAGGAAGUGGGUCCCUUCGUUUUCGAUGAGUGGAAGGACAAGUAUGAUUUGGAGGAUGAUGUCGUAGAGGACACGGUCAGCUUCACCAUGAGGAACACCUUCAUUUUCAACCCAAAGGAGUCGCUGCCACUGACGGGCGAGGAGGAGAUUAUCCUGCCGCAUCCCAUAAUGCUGCCUGGCGGCAUUUCGGUUCAAAGGGAAAAGGCUGCGAUGAUGGAGCUGGUUUCCAAAGGAUUAAGCAUUGUCUUUCCGAAUGCCAAAGCCUUUUUGAAAGCUAAAUUUAUGGAUUUGUUUUUCCGCGGCAUCAACGUAGAUUGCUCUUCGGAAGAAUUCUCCGCCAAGGCGCUCUGCACGGUGUUUUACACGGGAGAAGUUAAGCAGGCCAAACAAGUGAAUCAAACGCACUUUUUGUUCUCGUUUAUGGGUCAGGCCAAUCACUCCGAUUCUGGGAGAUUCACAGUCUGUCGCGGAGUUAAGAAUAACAAAAAGCUUGGAAAGGUAGUGAAGUUUGCCGACGAACCGGAGCAAGAUAUUUGGCCAGAUGGCGAGUGCAACAACUUCGUGGGCACUGAUUCCACGGUUUUUGCACCGGGCCUAAAAAAGGAGGAUGGUCUGUGGGCAUUCACGCCGGACUUGUGUAGAUCCCUGGGCGCUUAUUACCAGCACAAGUCAUCCUACCAUGGCAUGCCAUCGAUGAGAUACACCCUGGAUUUGGGGGAUAUACGUGCCGAUGAGAAGCUUCACUGUUUCUGCGAAGAUCCCGAAGAUCUGGACACGUGUCCACCCAAGGGUACUAUGAACCUGGCGGCCUGUGUUGGAGGUCCGUUGAUGGCAUCAAUGCCCCAUUUCUAUCUUGGCGAUCCAAAACUGGUUGCAGACGUUGAUGGUCUUAAUCCAAAUGAAAAGGAUCAUGCGGUCUACAUAGACUUUGAACUUAUGUCUGGAACACCUUUUCAGGCUGCCAAGCGUUUGCAGUUUAACCUGGACAUGGAGCCAGUGGAGGGCAUAGAACCCAUGAAGAAUCUGCCCAAGCUGAUAUUGCCCAUGUUUUGGGUGGAGGAGGGCGUGCAGUUGAACAAGACCUACACGAACUUAGUAAAAUACACACUAUUUCUGGGCCUAAAAAUCAACUCAGUCCUGCGCUGGUCCCUCAUUACUUUCUCCCUGGUGGGCCUGAUGUUUUCCGCCUAUCUUUUCUACCACAAGUCCGACAGUUUGGACAUAAACAGCAUCCUCAAGGAUAACAACAAGGUAGACGACGUGGCCAGCACAAAGGAGCCCAUGCCUCCAGCCAAUCCAAUGCAAUCUUCUACUGUGCACCCUGUCCAGUUGCCCAAUACUCUGAUUCCCGGCACGAAUCCCGCCACCAAUCCAGCUACCCAUCUCAAAAUGGAGCAUCGGGAGCGCUACUAAUCCUCCAAAUGGCGAUAUCCAGCGAUCUCUGCACCAUAGUCGUAGUCCACUGCACCUGUGUAGUCCAGCAUGAGCUAAUAAACUGAGACAGAUCUAA
This is a messenger RNA of Drosophila sechellia, 1852 nucleotides long. It is a transcript of the gene Snmp1, whose product is annotated as Sensory neuron membrane protein 1. The record is from RefSeq and is a predicted model, not a curated record. Gene Ontology annotation, cellular component: cytoplasm; membrane. Lineage: Eukaryota; Metazoa; Arthropoda; Insecta; Diptera; Drosophilidae. Gene Ontology annotation, molecular function: scavenger receptor activity. Bases 100 to 1755 code for a protein of 551 amino acids. The transcript is spliced from 7 exons.